AUGAAGUCGCUCCAGUUCAUUGGAACUGUCCUCCUGGGCCUCACCCAUUCCCUUGUCAAGGCAUCAGCCAUCCCUGCCGAGUCCCCUAAUCAUGAUCACUCCACCCCAGAGUGCGAUGAAACUGCGAAACAUAAUUAUCCGCCUUCGUGUGUCGGAGUCGGCAAUACUCCAAAAACAAGACACUGUUGGACACCCGGCUUCACCGAUACAACAAACACAUAUAAAUCAUGGCCUAAUACUGGUGUUGUCCGCACCUACCAUCUAAAAAUUCAGAACACUACUUGCAGCCCGGAUGGUGGUCCCUCCAGGGUUUGCAUGCUCGUCAAUGGAAUGCUCCCAGGGCCAACCAUUGUUGCUGACUGGGGGGACACCCUCCGGAUCACGGUCGAAAACCAUCUCCAAUCUAACGGAACAUCAAUGCAUUGGCACGGACUCCGCAUGCUGAACAACAACAUACAGGACGGUGUGAAUGGCAUCACUGAAUGUGCUCUUGCCCCUGGCGAUGUCAAGACGUAUGAAUUUCAGGUUACUGAGCACGGAACAAGCUGGUAUCACGCACACUUUUCGAGCCUUCAAGGCGAAGGCGUUUGGGGUCCUAUAGUUAUCAAUGGGCCAGCUACAGGAAGCUACGACGAAGAUCUCGGUGUGAUGCCAAUCUCCGACUGGUACCACAAAACAUCAUACCAGAUAUCCUCCAUUGCUUACCAAAAUGACCAAGCCGGAGGCAGGCCGCCAAUACCAAACAGCAUCUUGGUCAAUGGAACUGCUAGGAGUGCAACUGGACGCGGUACGUGGAACAAGGUCCAGAUCCAACGAGGCAAACGCUACCGCUUGCGACUGGUCAACGCUGCGUUGCAGACGAACAUGAUGGUUAACCUCGAUGGUCAUCCUUUCAAAGUCAUUGCAAACGACUUUGUUGCCAUCAAACCGUAUACCACCACGCAUCUCCAGAUUGGAAUUGGCCAGCGUUACGAUGUAAUCUUCACGGCAGACCAGAAAGCAGGGAACUACUGGUUCCGUGCUGUGGCCGACACUUUAUGCCAAUCAGGCGCGCUUGGCGAAGGACGUGCUAUCUUCACGUACAAAGGACACGCCGUAGCCGACCCUACUUCGACUGCUCCUCCCAUCCCUUUUACAGCGUGCCUCGACCCGAUGGCCGUGCCCAGGGUUGCGGUAGACGUACCCAGCAAAACUUUUGCCGACCAUGCGAAGAAGCUUCCUGUCGGCUUUGGCCGUGUUAAAAAGCACGGCAACACAGUGCUAUGGUCCAUCGACGGCGUAGCGAUGCACAUUGACCCAGGAAAGCCGACUCUCGAGUACGUCGCAGAGCACAACGAUAGUAUCCCCCAAUCAUACAAUGUCAUUGACCUCCCUUCAAAUUCUGCAUCGACGUGGUCCUACUGGAUAAUUCAACAGCUCAGGACAAACCCACCGGUUGCUCAUCCUAUCCACCUCCACGGACACGACUUCUCCAUCUUGGGACAAGGACUUGAUGGCACAUUCGAUAUCAACACUCACUUCAAAUCGUUACAAUUCACCAAUCCGCCUCGUCGCGACGUCGUCCAGCUCCCCGGUACAGGCUGGGUUGUUAUCGCUUUCCCUACGGACAACCCAGGCGCUUGGUUGUGCCACUGCCAUAUAGGUACCCACGUCGAAAGCGGCCUCAGUCUCCAAUUCUUGGAGCGUAAGCAGGAUAUUAAGCUUCCCGCGCCCGGGUCCGAGUGGUACAGGACUUGCAAAAACUGGGCCGCGUACAAGGCUGGUAGAGCCGAUUACUGGCCCCAGGAUGACUCCGGGCUCUAGAGGCGCGGGUCUCUUCUGCUCGACGGGGACGUGUCGAUCCGGCUAGACUAGGCUUGGGGAAAAAGGAACUUUUCGGCGGCUUGGGCUGGCGUAGCAGAACCGUCGCCCCCGCUAUGGCCUGAGCUGUGAGCCUGCCAUAUUUCUUUUAUCUCUUUUUCCAUCCCAUCUCGCUACCAUUCUUACGCUAGAUUACACCCCUUAAUGUAUUAUUUCUUUUUCUUCCCACCAUGUAUGUAUUGGGAUGCUGUUUCAGCCCGUAGCCCCGGCUUGAAUCAUGUACAUAUUCGGGGCACUUAUGUCUUGGGUUACGAUACACGUACAAUAGAUCCU
This is a messenger RNA of Exserohilum turcica Et28A, 2133 nucleotides long. RefSeq lists its product as uncharacterized. The coding region runs from base 1 to 1803 and encodes 600 amino acids. NCBI's taxonomy places the organism in Eukaryota, Fungi, Ascomycota, Dothideomycetes, Pleosporales, Pleosporaceae. The transcript is spliced from 2 exons. Gene Ontology annotation, molecular function: copper ion binding; oxidoreductase activity. The record is from RefSeq and is a predicted model, not a curated record.